Molecule: messenger RNA, 1677 nt
Organism: Perognathus longimembris pacificus (Pacific pocket mouse)
Lineage: Eukaryota; Metazoa; Chordata; Mammalia; Rodentia; Heteromyidae
Gene: Lix1l
Product: limb and CNS expressed 1 like
Exons: 6
Coding region: 83-1084 (333 amino acids)
Biological process (GO): autophagosome maturation
Cellular component (GO): cytoplasm
Source: RefSeq, a predicted model, not a curated record
GCUCCUGACGGGGUGGCGAGGACCGUUACUUGGCUGGCGGGGCCGGCAGCUCAGGGCCCUCCGGACCGCGCCCGAGACCGCCAUGGAGACCUUGCGAGCGCAACGGCUGCAGCCCGGAGUGGGCACCGGAGGAAGGGGCACGCUCCGGGCGCUGCGGCCCGGGGUGACCGGGGCGGCGGCCACACCCCCGGCUGGCCCCCCGCCCGCCCCGCCGCCCCCCGCCCCGCCCCCGCCGCCGCUCCUGUCGGGGGGCCCCGGGCUGCCCCUGCCCCCCGGCGCGGCCGGCAGCCCCGCGGUGCUGCGCGAGGCCGUGGAGGCCGUGGUACGGAGCUUCGCCAAGCACACGCAGGGCUAUGGCCGAGUGAAUGUGGUGGAGGCUCUCCAGGAAUUCUGGCAGAUGAAGCAAUCCCGCGGGGCUGACUUGAAGAACGGGGCUCUAGUGGUGUAUGAGAUGGUUCCCUCCAACAGCCCUCCCUAUGUCUGCUAUGUCACCCUGCCUGGAGGAAGCUGCUUUGGGAGUUUCCAGUUUUGCCCCACCAAAGCUGAAGCCCGAAGAAGUGCUGCAAAAAUUGCAUUGAUGAACUCUGUGUUUAAUGAGCACCCUUCCCGAAGAAUCACUGAUGAGUUCAUUGAGAAGAGUGUCUCCGAGGCCCUCGCAUCCUUCAAUGGCAACAGGGAGGAAGCUGACAACCCCAACACAGGGAUUGGUGCCUUCCGAUUCAUGUUGGAAUCUAACAAGGGCAAGUCAAUGUUGGAGUUUCAGGAACUAAUGACAGUUUUCCAACUAUUGCACUGGAAUGGCAGCCUUAAGGCCAUGAGGGAAAGACAGUGCUCUCGGCAGGAGGUGUUGGCUCAUUAUUCUCACCGGGCACUGGAUGAUGAUAUUCGCCACCAAAUGGCCUUGGACUGGGUGAGCCGGGAGCAGACUGUGCCAGGGGCACUGUCUAGAGAGCUGGCCUCCACUGAACGGGAGCUGGAUGAGGCCCGGCUGGCGGGCAAGGAACUGCGCUUCCACAAGGAGAAGAAAGAUAUUCUCAUGCUGGCUGCUGGACAGUUGAGCAAUAUGCAUCCCUCCAACUGCUAGGCCUCUCUCCUCACACUGCCUGUCCUCUCUAGCUCCUUUUUUCUAUGUUGCUUUCUAAGACUUAGGAUAAUUUCUGUAUAUACUUUCUCAAUUUUGUACUUUAAAAAAUAUAUGUAUAAAUUCUACAUCUGGAUUCCUAUUUGCUAAGUGAUCUCUUUCUAACUUCCAGUUUUGGGUAUCUUUUCAUUUGAACCUCUCCGUUUCACUUUGGCUCUUUGGUGGUGCUUAUACUUCCAGGUCAACUCUGUGCAGUCGUCAGUUGUUCACUGUCAUUGAUUGCUUGUGUCUCCUUUUAAAUCAACAGGGAGACUAAAUAGGAUCGUAUGCCCACUCUCACCCUCAUUCUUGCUUUCUCCUGGACUCAAACAGGGUAUGAGUAAGAAGCCUUUGACUUUGGUUUAUCUGGAGCUGGUCCUGCUAAGUAUCCUUCCUCUCCCCAUCACUACCUUACUACUUCUUUGGCUCCAAACACCUCUUUGUGGGUUUGUUUGUUUGUUUGUUUUUGGUGAUGGGGAGGGAAGGGGUUGUACAGAGGCUUAUAUUUCAGGGUCUGGGCACUGUCCCUUAGCUUUUUUAUUUAAGGCUCAUGCUCC